Ruditapes philippinarum (Manila clam) is the source of this 1614-nucleotide messenger RNA. RefSeq lists its product as uncharacterized. The coding region runs from base 625 to 1287 and encodes 220 amino acids. The transcript is spliced from 2 exons. Gene Ontology annotation, cellular component: cytosol. The record is from RefSeq and is a predicted model, not a curated record. Gene Ontology annotation, molecular function: protein kinase A regulatory subunit binding. NCBI's taxonomy places the organism in Eukaryota, Metazoa, Mollusca, Bivalvia, Venerida, Veneridae.
GUUCCUACACCUGUGUUUAUUCCAGCGUUUCCAAAAAACAAAUUAUUAGAUCCUAAACGCUGUUUGGCUGUGUAUUUAAAACGCACUGAACAAUUUCGAAAUAUAGGUACAGAAUCUGAUGUCACUGAACUAUUUCUUUUGGUUAACGAAUCUCAUAGACCAGUUACAGCACAGACAAUUUCAAGCUGGAUUGUUAAAGUUAUCAAAUAUGCAUACAAGAACAGUAAAAAGAACAUUAAAAAUGUGAAAGGUCACUCAACGAGAAGUGUAUGUCCUUCUUGGGCACUUUUCCACGGUGCAACAGUGAAAAGCGUGAUGGAGUCCGCUGACUGGUCUAAAGAGACCAUUUUCGUGAAACAUUAUUUCACUACGGUAAAUGUAGAUUUUCUGAAAACUACUCGUGAUAAAUAGAUAAACUGUCAGUCGUAUCUUGGCGAGUCGGACUUGAGGAAAUUUCACAGUGAUUACAGUUUUUUAAACUGAUAUACGUUUAAGUGUUGUACAUAUGGGUUGUACAGGAUAUAUACUGUAGAUUGUAUGUAACAAUUGGAUGUACAGUAUUUGGUUUUUAAAGGUACUUUUGUACAGACAGUGGGUUGUACAGGAUAUUUACUGAAGUAAGUCAUGGAAGGGCCACGGGAAAGUAAAUCAUCAACUGAUGAACGUCAAAAUACAUUUCUAAAACCAAACUAUUUUGUAACGAUCCAGAUAACUGACAAAGAAACGCUGAAGAACUUACAAGCCGAGCAAAAAGAUUUUUUAUCAAGAUACCCACGUUAUAAAGACAGUGUUAUACCGCAGGAACGUUUUCACGUGACUCUAACUGUUCUUGAAUUACCUGACGAAGAUCAUAUUAAAGAGUGUAUUGCAACCUUGGAAAAUGUAAAAGAUGACAUUAUUGACCUAGCUAGAAAAGCAGGAAAGUUGACAUUCAGAGGCCUCGGGAGUUUUUCCACGAGGGUUAUUUUUGCUAAAUUGGAGUUUUCUAACGAGUUUAUGCAGCUUGUAGAUCUAAUCAGAAAUUCCAUUGCUGUUACUGGUAUAAAAGUUGAAUUAAAACCACUGAAAGCUCAUGUAACGUUAUUUAAAGUUAAAAGUGACACUUACAAGGAAAUGGGGAUAUAUAUGUAUAAAGGAAAGUUAAUAUUAGCGUCUCUUUUUGACCCAGACCCUUAUUUCGGAUCACAAGAUAUAAAUAAUGUUCAAAUUUGCGAGAUAAGUGGAGAUCGAGAAGACAACGGGUUUUAUAGAAAUAUUUUCAACUUAUCAAUCGAUCAUUCAAAAUAAAUGCUUCAAAAUUUUAUAUUGGUUGGAACAUUUUAUGUAUUUGUGAAAAAGCAUUAUUAAUCUUAUAUUCUAAGAAGGAAACGACCCAUCUACCGUCGUCACCAACCUAAUGAAGUCCGAUUCUUAAAACACGUGUAUAUAAAAAUAAGGUUGUCGUUUUUUUAGCAAAUUUUAUUUAUUUCCCAAAAUAGACAUAUUGACUUUACAAAGUAUUUCUAGACUAUGAUUGACAACAAGGCGUUUUUAGGGUUAAGUUACUAAAAUGAGUUUAUGUGUAACUAAGUUAUUUCAUAUGAAUAAUUUUAAAUUAAAAAAAACAAUUGUGUA